Messenger RNA from Cladocopium goreaui, 2784 nucleotides. NCBI's taxonomy places the organism in Eukaryota, Dinophyceae, Suessiales, Symbiodiniaceae. The record is from the annotation of a GenBank genome assembly.
AUGGUGACCGUGGAGAUCGCCAAGCUUGACGGCUCCCUGCAGUCUGAAGUGCUGGAACCGCACGAGACGGUCCUGGACCUCAAGCGCCGAUUGGCCUUGCAGGAUGGCUGUCCGACGGCCGACUUCUUGCUGCUGUGGAACGAGGUGAUUCUGCGAAAUGAGCAGCUCGUGUCCAGCCUUGGCGAUUCUGUGGUGUCGGUGAUCCGCGCUUGGACCCCGAGAUUGGUGGAGAACGUAGGCUAUGUUGCAGCGCAGAAUGCGAGCCUGGCGGAGGCCAUUUCUCAAGUCCUCAAGGGUCUUGAAGAGAAGAACGUGGAGCAAGGUCAGGUGCUGUGGAUUGACUUGCACUGCAGCCACAGCUACGACUGCUGUGCCUACUUCAGCAGUGACCUGCCAGGGAGGGGAAAACUGCAGGUGGCCUGGGGCCCGGUGAUCGAGGCCGAGGAUGUGCCAUCAGGCUACCAGAGAGCCGCAGAACUUGCCAAGGGUAAAGAGGUGAUUUCCGUGACCGCUAGCUCCAUGGCUUCGCAGCACGGCGUGCAGAUCGUUGUCUUCAGCUCCGCCGGCGAGGCCACGCCCAGCGGUGAGGCGGGCUUCGUGUCCGCCUCAGGCGGCACCUGGGAGAUGGCGGCGACCAAGGCGGUGCUGGAGAUCAACGAGCUGCAGCUGCAACAUGGGCAGUUGCUGGGCAUAGAUGCGCACAACUACCACCCAGAUGCGCCGGCCAUGUUUGGAGCCAUGUACUCACGUGAUUUGCCGGGUCACGGGCCGCUCUAUUUGGACUGGGUGGCCUUGAACCAGGAGAGUCCCUGGAGCUUCUUCUACGAGGCCGGCUGCAAGACCUCCGAAGGCAAAGAGGUGGUCUCCAUCACUGGCUCCUCCAACUGCGAGGGGCGCUCGGUGCAGUACACCUUUUGGCAGGUGUCGGGCGACGUGCCGGGCUACGUGGAGGUGGAGUGCCGCGACGGGUGGGGCCAAGCUGCUGAGGAGUUGAUUCAGAAGUUGCGCGAUGCUGGGGUUGAGGAGGGUCAGGUCUUGUCCAUUGACGCGCACAACUGCGAUCUGGACUCGCCAGCAGUGUUGCUGGCGGUCUUCCGCCGCAGCCUCCCAAGCCGGGGGCCCUUGACGCUGCGCUGCGAGAUUCUGCAGGGCGCUGGGUGGAGCCAGCUGUACAGGCAGGCCGAGCAGGUAGCAGGGCAGUCAGAGCUGGUCGCCUGCACGGGCAGCAGCAGCGGUGACGGCCUAGUCCUGCUCCUCUUCCUGGGUCCAAGGCGCCCCGCGCCCUUAACCGUGCGGCACCUGUCUAGCGCGGCCACCUGGUGGAACGGCGCGGCAGAUCAGCUGCUGCAGCAACUGCGCACUGCGAACCUCCAGCGGAAUCAGCUGCUGAGUUUGGACGCGCACAACGAUGGGCCCAAUGAAGCGGCCAGAUUUACCGCGCUAUAUUCCACAUCGAUACCGGGAGAUGGUGAAUUGCGCUUGCAGUAUCGCGCCUUUAAUGUGGAAAUGCCAUGGCCAUGCUUGCACAAGCAAGCUGCCGUCAGGGCGGCAUCAGGUGCUUCCCUGAUGAUCACCGGCUCUUCGAACGAAAGCUCGUUACGGGGGGAUGCCUUGACAGAUCCAUCCCAGCAAGCCCCUGAAUUUCAGGCGGAGGAAGGAGGAAAGUCCCAUGAAAUGCUCCUUGAGAUGCUGAAGACAGUGCACAAGGCCUCGCAGUCCAUGAAGCAGACGGUGGGUGCGGAGUGUCCUGUCUUUCAGGGAACGCCCUUGGCCUUGGAGUUGGAAACGCGCUCCUGGGGUCUUUGGAUCCAGGAGGCCGAGGCAGCCGAGGCGGAAGACUGUGCCGAUGGAUUAGCGAAGAAGCUGAAGGAAGGCACGGCCGACGCCCACAAGGCCGCGGAGUCGGUGCACUUCGUCAAGGAGUUCAUCAAAUGCAGGGUGGACCAGCAGAUCUAUGCGCAGUUUGUGGUAAAUUUGUACCACAUCUAUCAGGCGCUCGAGGAGGCCCUGGAUGCCAACGCAGAGCAUCCCCUGGUGGAGUCGUUGCACUUCCCGGACGAGCUGGAACGGGCCGAGACUUUGAAAUUGGAUGCAGAGUAUUACUUGGGCAGCAACUGGCAGCAGGAGACUUUGCCAUCCAAGGUCACCAGGGAGUAUGUCCAGCGUCUACAGCAGCUGCAGAAGGAGGCUCCUGAGCUGCUGAUUCCACAUGCCUACACCAGGUACUUGGGCGACCUUAGUGGUGGCCAGCUGCUGAAAAAGGCAGCCAUCCGUGGCAUGAAACUUCCUGCGGACGGAUCGGGCGUCCACUUCUACAACUUUCGGCGGAUCCCAGACACCAUGGUCUUCAAGAACAUGUAUCGGGCGCGAAUGGACAGCUUGCACGCGGACAGCGCAACUGCCGAUCGCAUGGUGGAAGAGGCAAACUAUGCCUUUUUUCUGAACACGCGCAUCUUCCAGGAGCUCGAUUCCCUGGCCGGCUUUGAGGCCAACCCAGUGCCACCGCCCGUGACGGCGCCCGCCUCGAGUGAGGCGGCGCAGGCGUACUCCGCGGCAAAGGCGGCGGGCUGCCCCUUCGCCAGCCUGGCGGCACAAGGUUUGCCCCUUCCGGAGGGCCAUCCGUCUUCGACCGAGAAGUCUGCGGAGCCUGAGCCGAAGGAAGAAUCAACCGCUCAUCAACCACCUGUCAAGCCACAAGCCGCGAAGAUGCCUUGGCUGCAGAUCACUGGUGCAGUGGCAGUCCUUGGGUUGAUAGUGGCCCUGCGCGCGUCUCGGAGCAAGUGA